AUGUUUGGCACGUCGGCUGGCUUCAUCUGCCUCAAAAUCUUCAGCAGCUUUGUCAAGUGCUGGUGGGGUAUUCGGGAACGAACUGCCCAGGUUCGCAGCAGGUCGCGUGCGGUCACAUCCACCCCAGUUGGGAAGGACAUCGGACGCUCUUCAAAAGAACUGUGCCACUGUUCAGUCGUCGAGGUCGAUGUGUCCUCCGAAGAGGACGUUGGGGCGUCUCUUGACAGCAACGAUUCAUCUUCUACAUCCUUCCCGAUUGGCCUCUGGGAUGACCACGUAGAUCAAAUAUUUGGUGCCUACGAGGAGCACCUGUCUGUCAGGAUCCACCAUCUGAGCCAAGGUGUAGGGACUAGCAAUUGUUUCGGCGUGCCGAGCACCGGUCGUCGAGGCUGA
Molecule: messenger RNA, 393 nt
Organism: Spirometra erinaceieuropaei
Lineage: Eukaryota; Metazoa; Platyhelminthes; Cestoda; Diphyllobothriidea; Diphyllobothriidae
Source: the annotation of a GenBank genome assembly